Molecule: messenger RNA, 1296 nt
Organism: Phlebotomus papatasi
Lineage: Eukaryota; Metazoa; Arthropoda; Insecta; Diptera; Psychodidae
Product: paired mesoderm homeobox protein 2-like
Exons: 3
Coding region: 298-1122 (274 amino acids)
Biological process (GO): regulation of transcription by RNA polymerase II
Molecular function (GO): DNA-binding transcription factor activity, RNA polymerase II-specific; RNA polymerase II transcription regulatory region sequence-specific DNA binding
Source: RefSeq, a predicted model, not a curated record
UGACAAUCGAGUGUUGCAUAUACGACAAUUUAUUUCAAUUAGACUAAGAUGUGAGAUAAUUAAAUUAUACUCUUGUGUAUUUUGUGGCUCAUUCUCACUCUCUCCUCUUCUUCGAUCACGCGCUACACGACGACAAGUUGUUAAAUUAAGGAUCACCAGAUGAAUUGGUGAUCUUCAUAAUUUAAUUACAAUUAGCAUUUUGGUGAAAGCACAUACGGGGUAAUUCAAUUAAUUUUGUGCGUUAAGUGAUCAGCCACAAGAUCUUGUUCAAUUGAGGUGCAAUCUUGAGUGACAAGUAUGCUCAAUUAUCCCAACGGUGAUGGGGAGUAUCCCAUGAAUGGGAUGUACACUCCAACUGCUCCAGUUCCUUGCAAACCUCCAACGAAUUAUCAUCCGCAUGACAGAAAUUUCCCAAGUGAUCAAGUGACGAGUGUUGGUGAUCAAACUGGAUACCUCUAUCCAGCCAAAGGAUCUGAGAAUGUCAAGAGAUUCUCUGUGAACAAUCUCCUGCAAUUGGCCAAUUGCACAAAUCCUGAUACCCGGUCAACAGACGACACAAGUGGCUACACGCAGUUGCCAGAAUCGUCCACAGCCAGCGGCGGAAAGAAGCCCAGAAGGAACAGAACCACAUUCACCAGCAAUCAACUCACGGCACUCGAGAAGAUCUUCGAGAGAACUCACUAUCCUGACGCAUUUGUGAGGGAGGAACUGGCUACAAAAGUCGGAUUGAGCGAGGCUAGGGUUCAAGUUUGGUUUCAAAAUCGCCGAGCAAAGUUCCGUCGCAAUGAGCGAACUAGUUGUAGAUCUUCCACAUCGAGUGUCCCCAUUCUGCCCCAUAAACCUUCCAUCCCGCUCAUGCCGACUUCAGACAAGACACCAAGUACCCAUCAAUCGCCCGUGGACAUCAGUCCUUUCCCCACGUCACUGGGAUUCUCAGGAUUUGGGAUGUUCUCUGGGAAAUCCAUCAAUCCGUCGUACAAUCCAACGUAUCAAGAUUCAAAUUCGCAUUGUGCCUACUUGCCGGCGAAUUUCUGCAAUUCCAACGUUGGCGCCCAAAUGGCCGGCUACCAGCAUGGAUUUAUGGGAUUGAGGCACAAAUCUCACACCUAUUCAUCCCUUUAGGUGCCUUCCGGUGCCAGUUGUAGGAUAAUCCUCAGUUAGAAGACAUCAAGGAGGAAUUGUGGAGGCGGUUUUAGGACAAAUUUUGGAGGCAAUUUCUUCAGAAACAAAAGAAAAAUUCAUGGUUCUGUGAAUGCCAUUUAAUUGCAAUAGACAAUAAAUAAAUUUAACAUCUUU